This is a messenger RNA of Drosophila rhopaloa, 3643 nucleotides long. It is a transcript of the gene Cyp310a1, whose product is annotated as probable cytochrome P450 310a1. NCBI's taxonomy places the organism in Eukaryota, Metazoa, Arthropoda, Insecta, Diptera, Drosophilidae. The transcript is spliced from 7 exons. The record is from RefSeq and is a predicted model, not a curated record. The coding region runs from base 1836 to 3512 and encodes 558 amino acids. Gene Ontology annotation, molecular function: heme binding; iron ion binding; oxidoreductase activity, acting on paired donors, with incorporation or reduction of molecular oxygen.
AGAAUUUUAUUAAUUUAGAUAAAUUUAAAACCUAUUGUGCAUAUAAUCAUCGUGACUUUUUAUCAUCCGAGAGGAGAGUUCCUUAACAUUUUUGAAUAAUUAUUUUCUUAUAAUAUUUUUUGCUCUUACAGGAUCUGUCAAGUCAUGUGACCGCAAAAAAAGAUCCCCUGCAGUAUAUGAAUUUGCCAACUUCAUUCAAUUUCUGGCAUGACUAGCUGAUGUUGCUACUGCGACUGUUGCUGCUGUGGCUGGUGUUGCUGUUAGCCGUGUUGCUGAUGAGCCAUGGCAACAAGCUGUUGCUGCCAUGAGUUGGCAAAAGACUUCGCCUUGAGUCUGCCAACGCAAUAAAGCAAUAUUGAAAUUGCUUUUGGCAAACACUCAAUUGAAAAGGACCUAUUGAAUUGCCCACCCAAUGAACUCGUAACCCAAAGUGCAACAUAGUUGUGGGAAAUUGUGUGGAAUAACUUCAUGUCAGAGAAAUAAAUAUGUGAGCAGAAACACUGGCUCAUUUAAAUCAAAUUCCCACAGGCAACAUCAAUUAUGUGGAGCAGCAACAAGUGCCUGGCUGUAGGAUCCCCCUUUUCUCCAUUCCUGUGGAAAAUUGCCUCCGGUGCGACAGCAGCAACAACUUCAAUGCAUUUUUAGCCUCUUUUUUCGCUACCUUUUUACACAAUUUACAUUUUUUGCAACUUUGCAUGCAAUGGGCGUGAUUAACAACUUCCCUUUUUGGCCGAGAAGUGAAGUGGAUGAAGGCAAAUUGCCUUGAUUCACUUGGUUAGGCAUUGAAAUUGACACUUUCGAGGCAACCUGGCUAAAACGAUAAUUGCCCGACAGCGAAGGCAAAAAGAGACUACGCUAUGCGUAAUGGAAUUAAUGAUUGGCACACGGAUUGUUAUGAAAGUCUGCAUCCCAACAUGGUAAAAUAAAGUCUUAGAUUACAAAACAAUAACUGGAAGGAAGUGAGUCAAUGGGAGUGGUUAACUUGUGGGUUUUCUUUGAUUGAUUUUUUUGUAUUUUAUUAAACGUGACUGGUCAGGCACUUACAAAUCACAUCAUAGUUGGAUUAAUCUUAUAUAAACUGUAUUAACCGCAAUCAAAUCUGUUUACUUGCUUCCCACUAUGUCUAUUUAUACUUUUCUAUUAGAGCUAAUCUACAUAAAGUUAGGUUAUUGUUUACUUCUAAUUAUCUAUCGAAAUAUUAUAUUUUUUAUUUGGCACCUAACUUAAUCUGUUGUCAAGCAUUCACCUUAUAUUCUACCCGGAGAUGCGUAACCGCCUUGCAAAACAUUGCCCUAAGUUCCAUUGAUAAUGUUUCCAAUCAAAAUCCAUUGAAACAAAGCUUAUGACGCUGCGAUUUUAUAAAGUCUAUUCUUAUCAACCAAUAUAAUAAAUCAGGGAACAUUUGUCGGAGAGGAAAAAAUAUAUAAUAAAAGAAGUGAAUGCAGAAAGAUUGUUGCAUCUUCAACAGAUGAACAGAACAAUGAGGGAUUACAAUAUAUUAAAGGUAAAGAAUAGUUAAUGCCACUUAAUUUGUUUCCAUAUUUCAGAUUCGCGCAAAUUUCUUACGAUUCAAUUUUACCAUUUAUUUUAAAAAUGUCAAAAAAUAAAAUAGCCUUUUAGACAGCCGAGGCUCUUGUUAGUCUUAUAUACCCCUCUGAACAUGGGUAUAUUUUUGGGUACAAAAACUUGCCCCAGACUUUGAUAAUAACAUGGUACAGCCCUGCGGCUGUAUAAAUUACUAUCAGGACGCUCGGCCAUAAAGAGAGACAGGGAGAUAACUGGCCCAGUAUGUGAUAGCAUGCCUGGAAUUUUUUUCGUUUUUUUUUCUCCCGAUUAUGUUCGAAUUUCGCUUUUGUUAUUUUGGUCAGGCAAGAUUGACUUGCAGUUGUCAGUGGCCAGACAAGAAGAGCGUGGGACUGCCAACUCGCAGUAAUUAUCUGCCAUCGGGGCAGACGUCCUCAGAAUCGGCUUUAGUUUUUCAGUGCCAGCAGUCUGUCAAGGCCCGUUGUCGUCGCAACAUCUACGACAUAAUGUGGUUGCUCCUGCCUAUUCUGCUGUAUUCGGUGGUAUUCCUCUACGUGCGGCACAUUUACAGCCACUGGCGGCGCAGGGGAUUCCCCUCGGAAAAGGCCGGGAUCACAUGGAGUUUCCUGCAUCAGGCAUAUAGACGGGAAUUCCGACACGUGGAGGCCAUCUGCGAGGCCUACCAGGCGGGCAGGGAUCGUCUGCUGGGCAUCUACUGCUUCUUCAGGCCCGUCCUUCUGGUGCGAAAUGUGGAGCUGGCCCAGACGAUUCUGCAGCAAUCGAAUGGACACUUCAACGAACUCAAAUGGGACUAUGUCAAGGGUUAUCGACGGUUCAAUCUGCUGGAGAAACUGGCGCCAGUCUUUAGUGCUAAACGAUUGUCGGAGAUGUUCGGGCAGGUCCAGAAAGUGGGCGAUCAUUUGAUUCACCACUUGAUGGACAAGGAACAACUACAAGGAGGUCAUUUGGAAGUGGAUCUACAGCAGAUAUUGCGAAUUUAUUCCAUUAACAUUAUUGGUAAUCUCAUUUAUGGUGUGGAUGUCAACAACUUUGAGCAAAAGGAUCACAUCCUGACCAGCUACCUGAGUCAUAGUCAGGCAUCUUUUCAAUCCUUCACAUUGAGUCGCCUGCCUCAGAAAUCUUCAUUUACCUAUCGCUUAAGGGAUCUCAUAAAACAAAGUGUCGAAUUACGCGAAGAUCAUGGACUGAUACGAAAGGAUAUUCUUCAAUUACUAGUUAGAUUCAGAAAUGGCAAUGAAGUUGGUGGCGAUAAUUGGCAGCUGGAAACAAAUAAUGAUCCAGACAAACUUUUGUCCAUCAAACGCUUGGCUAAAGUGGCCGAGGACCUUUUAAAAGUAUCCCUAAAUGCCGUGGCCUCCACUAUCACCUUUACGCUUUUUGAAAUCCUUCAAGAACCAUUAAUAGUAGAGAAACUUCAAGCUGAAAUUAAGGAACUAAGCAAUGAAAAUGGGCAGCUUAAGUUUGAAGAACUGGAUAGCCUUAAAUAUAUGGAAAUGUGUCUGAAAGAAACUGUUCGCAAAUACCCGCCUUUACCCAUUAUUGAACGCAUUUGCCGUAAAAGUUAUUCACUGCCCAAUUCGAAAUUUAUAAUAGACGAAGGAAAGACAUUAAUGGUUCCUUUGCUGGCGAUACACAGAGAUGAAAAGUAUUUCAGUGAACCAAUGAAAUAUAAACCUCUUCGAUUUCUGCAAUCUGAAAAUGAUGUGGGACAAUGCAAAGAUAAAACUAAGACCAACGCUUUCAUAGGAUUUGGGAUUGGCGGUGCUCAUUGUGUCGGUCAGAACUUUGCCAAGUUGGUAAUUAAAGUGGCUCUGAUCAAACUUCUGCAAAACUUUCACAUGGAAUUGUAUCCCAACUUAACUGAAACCCUUGAAGUUUCUCAUCAACCAGCUCCCUUUAUACACACAAAAGAUGGACUAAAAGUCAAAUUGAAGAGACGCGAAAUAAAACCGAAAUUUUAUCGUUAAACUAAGGUAGGGUAGGUAUGCUCUUUAAGCUGUUAAGUCCUUUAAUUUGUGCAUCUUUUUCAACACUUUGUCGUCUGUACGCGACACCUGAAAUUAUGCUAUAAAUAAAAUUCAGUAUAUUAUGGACACAG